AUGAUGCUCCAAGCAUUUUCUAACACUGGAAGCUGGAAGAUACUAAAAGGAUCUUCCACGCAAUGCCCUAGUGAGACUGGUGAUGGUGGACAUAUGCAAUGCAGCCACCCACGUGCAGUACGGCAGAUUCUAGGGGAGAUGCCUGAGUGGAAUAUUGUGUCAUGGACAGCUAUGAUUCACAGCGAGUGGAUCUUUGUAGCGAAUACAAAAGACACUGACACAUUGUGGCGCUUCCAAAAUGCUGUUGUUGAUCAUUCAAAAACUCUGAAGUCUUGGAAUGGGAACCAAAGCACUCCUUGCAAGUGGGAUGGUGUAACUUGUUCUGAGAAAGGUCGGGUGAUUGAGCUUAGCCUCCAAUCCUUAGAACUAUCCAGUUCUCUUCUUGCGACCACAAUCCAGGAGUUGGGAUGUCUUCAGGAAAUGCAUUUAUAUCAGAGUCUUUUCACAGAUACAUUGGAAGGGAUAUCUUUGCAAUCUUACUCUUUAAGAGUGCUCAAUAUCUCCAGAAAUCAGCUCACUGGAAGUUUUCCAACUGAGCUCCUUGGCAAUUGUCCACACUUGACUCGGCUUGAUCUCUCGCAUAACCAGCUCAAUGGCACAAUUUCAUCAGAGCUGAAUUGCAAGAGUUUUGAGUAUCUGGAUCUUUCAAGCAAUCAAUUCACAGGAAGAAUACCAUCACAAUUGAUCAAAACUUGCACCAAUUUGCAAAAUAUUUCACUUUCUGAUAACAAGUUCUCUGGCACAUUUUCCCUUUAUGAUUCCAACAAAGUUCAUACGCUCAACCUGGCAGGAAAUAGAUUCUCCACAUUUCAAAUCCACUCAGAUGAGGCAUGCAAGAAUCUAAUUGAGCUGGAUAUUUCCUCCAACAACAUCUCUGGAAAACUUUUCCAUGGACAAGCUAAGUGUUCUUCACUCAGACUGCUUAAAUUCUUUUCCAACUCAUUCUCAGGGACAUUCAUAGAACUUCUAGGCAGUCCAAGCUUAAGCAAGAACUUCUUACCAUCUCUUGAGCUUCUGGAUGCAAGCUAUAAUCGUAUUUCUGGUGAAGUUUUGGGAAUCCAUGACAGACUUCUCUUUCUGAAUCUCAGCUCCAAUAAUCUCAAUAACACUCAAAACAAUGUGUGCUCUUUAUCAUCUCCUUCCAGACUCAAAAGCCUACUAUUGCCAAACAAUAAGCUUGUUGGUGGAAUUCUUUACUCUGUACUGAGUUGCACUAGUCUGGAGAUGCUGGAUUUGAGUUUCAAUACAUUGAGUGGAAACAUACCAGUGACACUCUGCAACAAGCUUCCACGCCUCCGCCACCUUCUUGCAUGGGUGAACAAACUUCAAGACACCAUUCCAUCCAGUCUUGCAAUGUGCUCCAACUUGACCACAAUAAUCUUAAGUUACAACAUGCUCGAAGGAGUCAUUCCUCCAGAGCUCUCACGGCUUCAGAAUUUGAAUUGGCUAUCUCUCAGCAGCAACAGGCUUAUCGGAAGCAUUCCCUUGUCUUUCGAGGAGCUGAAUCAAAUCCAAACUCUGCAACUUAGCAAUAACUCUUUACAAGGUGAUAUACCUUUGGGCUUGUCCAAGAACAAGAAUCUGCUUAUGGUGGACUUGAGUAACAACUAUUUCUCUGGAAGAGUUCCUGCUCGUAUUGGCCGAAACGUAACGAGAGAGCUAGUGUUUGGGAAGAAUUUUGUUACUGAUACCGAUUUGGGGAACUGCAAAUUGUUGGAGGUUCGACAAUCUCAUUGCAAGAUGGAUAAUAUGUUGGAGAUGCAAGGAAUUCUUUUAGAAGAUUUGAAGAAGCGUUUAAACACUCUGGUUCAUCCAGAGUGCUCCUGGACGAUAUUGCUAUAUGGUAGUCAUUUCAAGAUGGAGGUUUCAAGCGCCAUGGUGCUGGAUUUGUCACACAACAAUCUAAGCGGCCAGAUCCUGGCAAGCAUUGGUGACAUGCGCAGUCUACUCAAGAUGGAUCUUUCUCAUAACUUCCUAUCAGGCCCAAUUCCAGAGUCCAUGGGAAAUCUUGAUAACAUCCAGACCUUGGAUAUUUCUGAGAACUCAUUGAGCGGAACGAUUCCAGGCUCUCUUACUUUGCUGAACACUCUCUUCAGCCUGAAUGUUUCCUACAACAAUCUAUCAGGCUUGAUUCCUCAGGGAGGCCAGCUUACAACUUUUCAAAGCAGCAGCUAUGAAGGCAAUCCAGGAUUGUAUGGCUCUCCUCUUACUUACAAUCACACGUCUUCAAGGAAUUCCACCACAGCAGAGGAGAAGACCCAAGAGGUUGAUGGAAGGGACGAGGAACUUCUAGCUGGAGCUUUGCUAUUUGUCAUAUCUUUUGUAGUAGCUACAAUCAUAGUGACAUUCAAACUAAAAUUUAAAUAA
Selaginella moellendorffii is the source of this 2367-nucleotide messenger RNA. RefSeq names its product receptor-like protein kinase BRI1-like 3. The coding region runs from base 1 to 2367 and encodes 788 amino acids. Gene Ontology annotation, molecular function: protein binding. The transcript is spliced from 3 exons. The record is from RefSeq and is a predicted model, not a curated record. NCBI's taxonomy places the organism in Eukaryota, Viridiplantae, Streptophyta, Lycopodiopsida, Selaginellales, Selaginellaceae.